Molecule: messenger RNA, 4610 nt
Organism: Amoebophrya sp. A25
Lineage: Eukaryota; Dinophyceae; Syndiniales; Amoebophryaceae
Source: the annotation of a GenBank genome assembly
GUGUUUUUCUGUUCCUGGUCUACAGCUACCUGCUGUUAACUGUCCUGCAACUACGGUACGACAAUGGCAGACCCUACAGUGGCUUGAUCUUCCUCACGGGGUCAAGGAACACGAUGAAGAUCAGAAAAUACAUCUUCUACAUCUACCGGGUUUUGCCUUUGGUCGACCAAUUACGCAUCCUUAUCGAUUGGACGGUCACAGCGACUGCGCUCGAGCUCUAUUGGUACUUCAAGUUGGAGGAUGCGCAAGUGCAGCUGUUCUUAAGGCUUUCCUGUGAUGCUGUGGUCCAUCGCAAUUGCGAAGUCAUUCUUCAUUCCCCUUCCUUAACAGCAAGUAGCAAUAGGUUUUUUAGGGACAUUCAUCGAGUUACUAGAGAUUCAUUGAUCAUUAGUUAUCGCGCGGUCUGGCUAUCAUACCACUGGCUAUGUUCUAAUCUCUUGCGUAGACUACGAUUUUCAAGCCAGAAAAGGCUUACGGCCAGGAGCACGGCGACCAAAGAUGGAGAAGUGUUGUCAGGGAGUCUGGAUUAUCGCAGGAUUGAUAGCAUUGAUCCUCUUACCGAUCCUUUUCUUCAGCAGUGUAAAUCCAAUUCGUACAGCAAGUCAUGUCCUCGAAGCCCAGACGCUUUUGACUUUGCACGUGACCGACGGUGCUGGCGAAAGUUUGCGAAUUCCACUGUUUCGAUCCGAAGAUUUGCAGCCACUAACAAUGAACCGGGCAACAGCAAACAAAGGAAGUCGAAGUGGGACAAGAGGAAGUAGAAGUGGGAAUGCGUGGCCGGCAGAGCAGAGUGGAACUAGUGACCUGUCCUUUUUUGAAGCGUUUUUGCAUCAUUAUUAUCAGGGAGCCACGAAGGCGGACGAGAACAGGAGUGAUGUCAUCGACGCAGGCGGUGAGAAGCACAGCGUGGACGCGACUGCCAGAGAAGGAACCCCUGCGGCUGCAACAGGUGCACGCGACGCAGAAGUGGAAGUUACCGAACCUUCUAAUGACAAGCCUACUGGUCAGGCUCAACGACGUAGGUUAACAGGCACUUUCUUCAACUCCGCAGUUGAUCUUCAUGAAAAAGAACACCUGCUGCAUACAACCGGAAGAAAACGACGUUUUUUGAGCUCUACCAAACACGCUGGAGACAAAAGCGAGCAGUCUGACCCAGCACAACGACUUCUGAUGACAGACCCUUUAUUCCGAGUCUCCGGUGAGCGUCUAUCAAGUGCUGCUGUGUUGAACGAGGUGAAAUUCCCAAAAUUUUCGAACGUAGGACUCUGGGGCAGCGUUACGGGGGAUCAAUUGCUAGAAGCGAUAUCCAUCAUCGAGGAAAACCUUGCUUUGAUGUCCAAAUGGAAGGAGUGCCAAGAUUUGUAUGUGCAGUACGUGAAAUUGUCGCGGAUGCAGCAGGGUUCUUCUAGUGCUUCGGAAGAUCUUCAUGGACGUCAACAUUUGCAAGUAGACCAUGUGGAUCAAGAAGCACAAGAAGAGGAGCCACGACCUCUGAUGAAAGACAACUUGCUGCAAGAAGCUACAUCUACCUCACCGCCUUCUCCGUCACGCACUUUGCAGGAAACGCGCAGAGCUUUUGGUCGAGCCUAUCGCGAAGUUAUUGACCUGGUUGCGGAACGAAGACAGCGAGGGGGUGGUACAAAAUCUCAUGAAGACAUUAUCCUGGUCUUAGCGAAGUCGAAACAAGGUUCGAGCUCGCAGAGGACUUCUUCAACAACAACUACUUCUACUCGUACUCCCUCUCCAUCUGCCGUACGAGAACGCCUUUCAGUCUCCAGAUUACCACAGUUGUACAUAGAAAUGCGAUACGAUAUCAAGCGCAGCCUUGGACCUUCGCAAACUGGCUUGCUGCAACACAAGUUGCCUUUCUCGUAUCGAAGUAGUUAAGGUCGAACUUCGAUUUGGUUGAUGUUAAUUAUAUUUCUUUUUUUGGCCACCCCUUUGUACUACUACAUUAGAAUGAGUUGUACAACCAGCGUCCUCUCAAAUAGAAGUGAGUACCGGCAUCCUACGUUGUACUUACCAAUUGUUCUAAGGGAGAGACCUUGUUUCGCUGGGAGAACUUGUAUCGACGGAACUAGACCUAGAGGAGCGUUUGGCGUUUGUACCUGCUGUUAGCUCCCCUGCUGUGAUAUCAUCUCUAGAGCAAGACAUUAGCCCCAGCAGUGCUGAUGUUCCUGCGUCUGUACCUGCCGACGUUUCAUCAGCAGAGAACGAAGGAGGACACGGACAAGCACGUGUUUAUGAGACAGAACAAGACGCAGUUGAUGAGCAAGGGGUCCUCGUGUCUGUAUUGCAGAAGGAAGGACGAAAUGGAGGUGGCAAAGAACAACAGAAAGAAGGAGGCCAUCAUCACCUAGAAGAAGGAGGAGUCCACACUGGCGAAAGAAAUGGUCAGAACACCAGAGUAGAAGUGAUGCAUCUAGAAUCUUCCUUUGUACUAGGUCCAGAAUCAGACAACGCCCAGAUGGAAAACCCCAAAGCCAUAUUGGAGUUUUUAGAGGCAAUGCGUAGGAUGAUGUUGCAAAAAUCCCCUGAAUCUGAUGUUCAACCAGCACAGGACGAUCUCCAGAGAACGAGGACGAGUAGACCCGCACCUCAUGAUCUUGUACCUCAACCAAAGGACGAGGCAGCAUCUGACAAUGGGAAAGUCUCGAUAUCCAAUUCCAAAACACCAGAAAAUCAAGAACCGCCGACAAGUGCACCUCCUAGCACUCCCAGCAGUAGCACAUCUUCAGCGGAAGUAUUGUUGACGCAUAAUUACACACCGUGUAUGAGGAUUCGUGCUAAUGUGUUGGAAAUGUUCGGCCCUUCUGGUGGUAGCACCGCUUGUGCGCCGAAAAGCAUGCGCGUUCGACUACACGGCGACUCUGUAGAGCUCGUGACAGUACGUUCAUCCAAAGAAAAAACAACGCAUUAUGGUUCGCGUCGUAUAUCUCCGGGAGCUCCAGUAACGAAGACGUCUCAACACGGCUCCAGUCCGAGCACUUCUCUACGCGUCGGGGAUAGAGUGGGUUAUCUGCCCUACGUCGUAGAUGUCGCGGCGCGAGCCGAAAGCGCGUUUAGGUUGAAGCGAGUGGCUAUCGUCGUUCGUAUAGACCCGGAGUGGAAUCAAGUGCUCCUGCGCUUUCCCCCUGAUCAGCAAGUGCCUCGUUUGGGGCAUUUUGUCGAUGCGAACCCUGUGUUACUCUGGGAAGACCCGAAGAAGUUGAGAAUAGUGGAAGACGAACCACUUCGCUUCUUCGUGCUGUCAGAUCCGUUGAACUUUCACGAAGGGUCGGCACAUGCCAGUAAGUUAAGGAGUCGAAUACUUAUUUCAUCGAGGUCUUGGAGUUGGAUUUAUAUUAAAGUCACAACUACUACUUGUUAUUGCUUUUUUUAGGCGUAACACUCACGUGUUCAUCGUGUGAGCUUCUACGGCGAGGAAGUGUCAACAUUUUCCGAGAGCGGAUUUGCGCCAUUCUCGCCAUUUUCAACAUCGAGGUCUUGGAUAUAUGAAGUCACAAGCGAAGAAUCUUUGUUUUCCUCUAACGAGAAGCACCAGUUUCAUCGGAUUGUAUACUUUGCUGGUCUACGGAAUGGGGAAAAUGAUACGUGCGAGCUGCUCACGGCUAACACAUACCAUCAUGUUCCUGGAGAUGCCGGAUGUGAGCAUCUUGCAGGACCUCAUCAACGGGGUUUUCAUUUAUGGUGAAGGACUAUUAACGGCUAAGUAGAAUUGUAGCUCAUCAACAGGAACAACAGGAACAGGCAAGAAACCAAUAACAACCCAACAACAAGCUAGACUAGCGGGUACGUAGAACUCGUCUGGGAAAUCUUAGGCAGCUCGCCGAAUCGAUUCAAAUCGUCAGGCUUGAGCGCUGUAGUCCCAAUAUCCUCCUGUUGCGAACUGCAACACUGACAGGAAAAUGCAGCACCCACAGUUUUCAGUGGGUGUUAGGGUAGGGAUGCGCAUGACUUUGACCAUUUGAAUCUUCCUUGGCAUUUUGUGAAUUCCAAAAGUCAUCAUCAUGUGAUCAGAAUCUUCUAAUUCCCCGCCCGCUCAAUGAAGGACUUCAAAACAGAAUACGUUUUGUACCACAGACUGGUAUCUUUCUUCCGAAAUCCACAUGCUCUCUUGCGCAUUAGUGGCGCCGACCAAGGACGAUUGCAAGAUAUGGAGUCGUAGGUGGGAGUUGAGGGGAAGUAUUCAAAAGCACGUUCCGUGAUGGAUAUCGCGUGAAAUAGAAAUGAUUUUCAAAUAGUGACUAUGCUGAUUCCAAGUUCAAAAAGAAUGUUGAUGUCCAUUUCAAAUAAAAGAACACACCCUUCUACUAACACUCAAAAUACGUUAACAUUUCGCCGCAAAAAUGACUUUUGACUACCGUUUUAUCUCACUACAUAGUACGAUUUAAUACCACUCAAGACAAGACUAAAGUCUAAAGACUGUUCAGUUACUGGUUAGAUAAGUGUCCGCAAAAGUAGUCCAUUGAGUUCGAGUUGUACUUGUAGACGACUGACUUUCUGCAGUAUGGAUUCCGGUGUUACAACUGUGGGAGCCGAAGCUGUCGUGUUCUUGGUGGUGUCCGCGUCCAGUUUAGAUGACGAACGAUUUACUCGGUUCUGCGAAG